AUGCCUGAAUUUCAAAUAAUCGAUAAUAAUGAUACACAGGUUGACUACCAAGGGUCGUGGCAACCUAAUCCAGUAUUUUCUAACGGGGACAACAGCACGAUAGUAGGCAUUAGUCACUCAACGGCCGAGAUUUCGUCGAGCGUCUUUGUUCCCUUCAAUGGCUCUCAAAUUCGCGUCUUUGGUAUCGUUCCGCCCGGUCAAGGGGCACUGGUCGCGAAUUAUUACGUUGAUAGUUCCUCGCCUUCUGCCACGAAUAGUGAACCCAUCCUGACACAAAAUACAUCGAUGCCGGAUCAGCUGCUAUUCGAGUCGUCGUCUAUAUUGGGGGCAGGCGAACACAAUCUUACAAUCGAAGUCAUCCAGACAGGCAGUGAUCGCAACUAUACAUUGAGUUACUUCCAGGUGCAACCGAGCACGGCUGUUCAGACGGCUACACCCAGUAACACUACGCAAAUCGUGUUAGGUGUUCUGGGCGGAGUUCUGUUGUUGCUUGCGGUAGUGUUUGGGACUCGUCGUGCUAUGCAGUGGCGCAAAAAGAGGCUUCAAAUGAUUCAGCACGAUUUCGAGAAGCAGCCCGCUCAGACUAUGAACAGCUCAAACCUGCCUAGCUGGCGUACUUCCGACUCAACAGCCGUUCAUAACCAGAGUCAGCAGUACACUGCAGAAGGUUAUGCGGGUCGCAGCCACCACACCAAGCUCUAG
Fomitiporia mediterranea MF3/22 is the source of this 702-nucleotide messenger RNA. RefSeq lists its product as uncharacterized. The transcript is spliced from 4 exons. Lineage: Eukaryota; Fungi; Basidiomycota; Agaricomycetes; Hymenochaetales; Hymenochaetaceae. Bases 1 to 702 code for a protein of 233 amino acids. The record is from RefSeq and is a predicted model, not a curated record.